Anopheles darlingi is the source of this 3114-nucleotide messenger RNA. RefSeq names its product fas-binding factor 1 homolog (gene twy). The transcript has 2 exons. The coding region runs from base 1 to 3114 and encodes 1037 amino acids. Gene Ontology annotation, biological process: cilium assembly; establishment of epithelial cell polarity. The record is from RefSeq and is a predicted model, not a curated record. Gene Ontology annotation, cellular component: ciliary basal body; ciliary transition fiber; centriole. NCBI's taxonomy places the organism in Eukaryota, Metazoa, Arthropoda, Insecta, Diptera, Culicidae.
AUGAAUUUUGAUCUGGACGAUCCCCUGGACGGUUUGCUGAGCGAUGGCAGCAACGAUAGCCUGUUCGGUAAUGAGGGGACGAAAAAACCGGCCAAAGCCAGCAAAACGAGUAAAAUGGAAGAUUUAUUUGGUAUCAAAUCGUCGGAGGGUCCGAAGAGUAUUACCAAACCGGAUCAAACGACGGGCUCUGGGGCUCCGGAUAGAAAUCAACCUGCAUCGCUGGACUACUCGAAGCCCUCGACAUCAGCGACCGUACAGCAGCCCUCGAGCUUAACGAGCGUGCAAGGGAAGAAAUCCGGAACACCGGCCAAAACGACGAAUGCCCCAGCACUUAAACCAAAUACACCUCAGAAGAAAGAGAUUUCAUUCGAUGAUAACGACCUGCUGUCGGAUCUGGGCUUCGAUCCCAAGAAACCCAAAUCCAAAUCGAGCAUCCUGGAUGAUAUUCUCGGUGGACCAUUGGUGGCUUCGACGAAGGAAGUUACGGCCAAGAGUGUGGUCGCCAAACCCAGAACGAGCCUUACGAUAACGAAGGAAGAAGGACCAUCGGCAACGACGACGAUGACGACAACAUCGGGGAAUCUGUCUCGUCAGUCGACGGAAACAUCGGAAAACGUACAAACGGAAGCCACGGUAAUGGGUGGAUAUGCGCCAAGUGGCGCAGGCUCAUCACUAGCACCCCGACGUAGUGGUCGUCGGCAAUCUUCCAUUUCAGCUCUUAACGAUCCGUUGGGUUUGUUUAGCACUCCCGCGGAAGACAAACCGGUGCGCCGUGAAUCGAGACCAUCGGCCAAGAAAGGUGGAGCAGAUUGGCUGGGAUUAAAUGAAGAUAACAAUGCGAAUGAUGUCGAUCCUGUCCCAGUGCUAUCGGUACCAAUUAGUAAACCUCAGCCACCGGUGUCCACCACUAGCACCACUGCGGCCAUUCCGGCUGCGACUGUAAAAGUGGUCGAAACAGUUGCUCCAACAAAGCAGGAAGUGCAGCCGAAAACGGAAGAAGAUAAAACCAUCCGGCCAUUGAUCGUACCUGAUCCUCAAGUAUUAUCAAGUACAAUGCAGAUUGUGAACGCAGAAACGGAAAGCGCCCUGAUGGUGAUGGAACAGCAGGACUUCCAGUUGUCCGUCGUUAAUCGGAUGAAAAAUCAAGAGAAAGCUCUGUAUGAUAUGCAGCAGAAGCAGAGAUCGGUGCUCCAGAAACAGGAAGCACAGUUUAACGAGCUGCUGCAGAAACAACUCCAACGGCACAGUGCCCUGGAGGAGCUGCUUUCGAAGCAGCAGGAGCGAAUCAAUGCCAACAUUCAGCUCAUCAUGAAUCAACCGGCCUCUGCGACAUUGCACUCGCGUCUCGAUAGUGGCGCACCGUUUAGCUCCUCAGUCGGUGCGACGCCCGAGGGCCAACUUGAUGAUCCACUUACCAAGGUAGAGCUGCAGACCGACGUGAAACGGUUGGAAAUGGAAAAGCUUCGGCUGGAAGAUCUGAUCGCCAACUUGACGACGAAUCAUGAGCAGGAGUUGUCGCUGCUCGAGGUAAGCUGCAAGAAACAAACGGGAUUUUUGGAAGAAAGCCUCAAGAUCAUGGAAGCACGGCUGAAAAAUGAUAAUAAGCAGCUGGAAGAGUUUUAUCAAACCAAAGUGCACACCCUCGAGCAGGAGAAAACGAAGCUGAUCGAAGAUCAUCUGGCGCAUGUGAAGGAAAUGGAGGAAAAUCAUCGAAAGGUUAUUGAGAAACUGAAGCAAGGGUACGAGGAAAGCUUGGAGCAACUGCGGCAGGACCAUCGGGAGAUGAUUAGCACGAUACGUGAAUCAAAGCUGCUGGAAUUUUCUGUCGUCCAGGAGAAUCAAUCCUACCUACAGAUGCUUAAGAAUGCCUCAAGCUACCUGGAGAAUGCAUCGGGCGAUCUGCAGCAGCUGCGUGACACGUUGCAGGAUCAGAUUGAGUUCAGCCAGAAGGAGAAAGACCUGCAGCUGAAGGCACGCGAGAAACAACUGGAGGAUCAGCAGAGACUCCUGGAGCGAACACGUGAGUCGGCUAAUGAAGAAAAGGUUCGUCUACUGUCUUUGGUGGAGCUACUGGAAAGCAAAGUUACAGAAAUGACAAAGGUAUCGUCCCAAGAACGUUGGGAAUAUCAGCAGAAGUGUGUCAAGCUCGAAGCGGAAAGGCAGGGCUUCGAGAAGGAAAAGCAAUUUCUUCGAGAACGAAAUCAGCACGAAGAGGCUCGUAUUGCCGAACUGAAACUGCUGCAAAUGGAAGAGCAUAAGCGGUCGCAGGAAAAGCUUGGCCAAGAACGGCAAGCGUUACUCGAGCAGAAGGUUAAACUCGAGACGAUGGCUCAACUGCAGUCCAGUAGCAGCCAGCUGAAGGGAACGACCUCGCAAGCGGAAAUAGACGCCGCGAUAAAAGUAACGGAAGAAGCGACUCGACAAGCGGACAAAGAAAAAGAUCGUUACUUACAACUGCAGCGUCAGUUUGAGACAAAACGUCGUGAGUUGCUAUCCCGGGAAGGCCAUUUACGCGAAAGGUCGGACGAGUUGGAAUCGGCCAUAGAACGGGCCCGGCAGAGGGAACGAAAUGCCGAGAAUGUGUACCGUAGCGUCCGGAAGGCGGAACAGAACCUGCAACUCAAGAUGCAGCUUGUGCAGCGACAGUUUCGUGAGGUGUCCGAGCGGGAAGAUCGCCUCGCAAAGGAAAAGAUCGAGCUCAGCAAGGAGCGGCUGGAGCUGCAAGCCGUCAGGCGGAAGCUACAGCAGACACGUUGCAGUCUGUGCAAGAUCGGUGAAAAAUCGCAAGAGAUCGGCGAUCUGCUCACCACCAACACCGACUCCGUAGCCGACGAUCUGAAGCUGGAGGCCAACUUUACCGAAAUGCAGCACCGGUUGGAUAGCACCGGUAUGAAGCUGGACCACUACUUCGAUAGUGAUGUCGAUCGGCAGAUGAAACUAUUUCUGCAGCGUAACCGGGUAGAUCAGUUGGAUCUGGCAGACUUGGAUGGUAUCUUGCUUGAUGAGCAGCAGGGCCGUCAAAGGGCCGUUGGAGAAGAUCCUGUUAUGUUCAAAAUAGACGCACUCUUAUCACCAGAGAAAUUCGAACCAGAUCAGAACGACGAUCAAAAGUGA